This is a messenger RNA of Gymnogyps californianus (California condor), 2558 nucleotides long. It is a transcript of the gene TRMT61A, whose product is annotated as tRNA methyltransferase 61A. Gene Ontology annotation, biological process: tRNA methylation. Gene Ontology annotation, cellular component: nucleus; tRNA (m1A) methyltransferase complex. The coding region runs from base 81 to 1007 and encodes 308 amino acids. Lineage: Eukaryota; Metazoa; Chordata; Aves; Accipitriformes; Cathartidae. The transcript has 4 exons. The record is from RefSeq and is a predicted model, not a curated record.
UGAGGAGAGCCGGGCCGGGCCUGCUGGCGGGGCUCAGCCCCGGAAGGUGACAACCACCAGCCAACUACAAGACUGCCACAAUGAGUUUUGUUGAAUAUGGAGAUACGAUACAGGAUGGUGACACAGCUAUUGUGUUCUUGGGCCAUGAAUCCAUGUUUCCUGUGAAAGUCCAGCAUGGCACUGUAACUCAGACUAAGUACGGGGUCAUCAGGCAUUCCACGGACCUCAUAGGCAAGAAGUACGGCUCCAAAGUGACCUGCAGUAAAGGAGGAUGGGUGUUUAUUCUUCAUCCAACUCCAGAACUGUGGACCAUGAAUCUUCCACACAGGACGCAGAUUCUGUAUUCCACUGACAUCUCUAUAAUCACCAUGAUGUUAGAACUGAAGCCAGGCUCCAUAGUAUGUGAAUCAGGUACAGGCAGUGGAUCCCUCUCCCACGCUCUCAUCAGGACAGUGGCUCCCACAGGGCACCUGUACACGGUGGAGUUCCACCAACAGAGGGCCGAGAAGGCCAGGGAGGAGUUUCGAGAGCAUGGAGUGGAGCAUCUGGUCACCGUGACCAACCAGGAUGUCUGCAAAAAUGGGUUUGGUGUCUCCAACAUUGCAGAUGCCGUGUUCCUAGAUAUUCCAUCUCCGUGGGAAGCCAUAGGACAUGCAAAGUCAGCGUUAAAAGCUGAAGGUGGCCGCAUCUGUUCUUUCUCCCCUUGUAUUGAACAAGUCCAAAGAACCUGCCUAGCGAUGGAAGAAUAUGGUUUUACAGAGGUUAACACCUUGGAAAUUCUGCUCCGAGUGUACAAUGUAAGGACAAUUAGCUUGCAAAUCCCUGACCUUGGAAAAGCAGCUGAGGAUAAUUCUAGCACUGGCUUUGACAGCAGCAACUCAUCAAACCAAGGUAGCCCAUGCGCUAAUCUGCAGCAAGGAACCGUGCAGUUCAAAAGCGGUGUGCCGCUCAGGGAGAUGGUUGGUCACACUGGAUACCUGACCUUUGCCACCAAGAGCCUGUUUUAGUACAUGUUGGGUUCGUGCAGUUUGGAGUGUUUUGUGUGUUUGUGUGUGUAUUCUGUUUUCAUGGUUCUUUUUUGUAGGGCAUCCAAAUUUUUACUUGUCAGGGAAUUCCAUAUAUAGUCAGAUUUGGUUGGAAUAUGCUUUGUUUAGAUAGCACACAAGCAUUAACCAGAGCAGCAUUAAGGGAAUGUUGAAACUCUGGAAUGGUGCUCCACUUGCCGUCAGAAAGAAGAUAAAUUAAUAGCGAAUGGCCAUUCACUGGAAUGUGCAGAAUAAAGAUCCCUCCCGAUAAGAAAGCAAAACAAACAGCACACUAAUUGCAAAUAAGUUGGAUUUUUUCCUCUUCUUUUCUGAAUUACUUUGCCAGGUUUAUGUUUUUAUUUUUUUCUAGCACCCCUAGACACUUUUUUUUUAAACUUCUCUAGUGUCUGUGUUGCUCUUAGGAAUGUGAAAGUGCCUACUUGCUUCCUUUUAGAUACGGAAGUUGAAAGGUCAUAGGCUUGCCAGCACGACUGAUCACAGAAUUAGUGUUUCCUUGGAAUAGUGUUCGGCUGCACAGAGGAUUAUUGGCAGUGCUCAGGAACACAACCUCUCACUCCAUUCCACGCUGGCAUCUGCAAAUCAUGUAGAUUACACAAAGGUCGAAGAAGUGUGCUAACUGUUGGAUUUGGUUUAAAAUAGUGUGUUGUGCUCAUCAAUUUAUAGUAGAAAUUUGGACCUGGAUUCGUACUGUAGUCUUCUAAUAGAUCAUCCACUUUCAUAGUUCAUGAAUCCACUGUGAAAAUUCACUGAACAGCUGGUUAAUAUUAUCUGAACACCUCUUUGUAAGCGGUGUGGCUAUAAGGUUCUGUUUGUUUGGUGUUUUAUGUGCAUUAUGGUGUACUAUCUUCCUGCCAUUGAAUGACAGAUUGCCUUUGGCAGGAUUUCUGUCUCCAAAUUGCAACAACAAUGCAAACUUAGUAAAAUCCUCAACCAGCUUUAUUAAUUAAGUUUUCAGACCAUUUACUCUUUGGUCUUCCAUACAAAGCUGGUGGGUGUGAUGAACUAUUUGAAUGCUGGAUUAAAUUUUGUAUUUAAUAAUUAUGCAAAUUUAUAAAGUUCCUUCUUUCUUUUUCCUUUUUUUUUUCUUUUAACGAAUUCACAAAUAUUUUUAUUCCAGCCACUAGUACUGUCUCCAGAAGCGUUUAGCUGUGCCUUGCAUUUGGUACCUGAAUAAAAUGAUUGCCAUGUAAGAAAAAUAACCAUUCAUAAACUGCUGCCUGAACAUUUGAACCUGAUAUCCCUCCCCCAUUCUUGACAAAAAUAAACAAAGUUAAGCUUUUAACGUGUUAUAGCAGAACGCUAAUCCAUAACGGUUUAAAGAAAGCUCAACCGAUCACGACAGCAAAUAUAAACUGUUGAGCAGAUUAAAGGCAGAAAGCAAUUCUGUUGAACUAAAUCGGUUAUGUAAGUUGGCCUACAACUGUAGCAUUUCUCCAGAAAUUAUGUGAAAGUUCUCUUUCUACUGCUGUUAAUGUCCUCCAGAAAGGCAUGCAGUAAACUGUUAACACUGUU